Trypanosoma rangeli is the source of this 342-nucleotide messenger RNA. RefSeq lists its product as uncharacterized. The transcript has a single exon. Bases 1 to 342 code for a protein of 113 amino acids. The record is from RefSeq and is a predicted model, not a curated record. NCBI's taxonomy places the organism in Eukaryota, Euglenozoa, Kinetoplastea, Trypanosomatida, Trypanosomatidae.
AUGGUGACUCCACGGCGCCAGCUCUGUGGGGCUGUCCCCGUACAAGGCCUCCUGCUGGGGUGGCGGGGGCGCGAACCCGGGUGUUUCCUCGCCACCACCGCAUACGCCCCCACAACGUUGUUCUGCUUUCUGGCGCGUAGCGAGCGCGGCGCCACCUGCCCUCACGGCGUUGCGCUCUCAGGGCGAGAGGAGCGUGCAGGCGGCGCACCGCGAGCCAGCGGCUUUUGGCAGCGGCGCCGUCCAACUCCGCCAGCUCGGGGGUCCAAAAGUCCAAAAGCGACGGCUUCCGGCGACUGUCCGCCUGGACUGCCACCUUGGCGGCCCCCCAUCUGCUCGGCGUAA